UGAAUAAGCAGGAGGAUGAGGAGGGUGUUUGGCUUGGCCAUGGUCCUGCUCCAUCCCCCGUGUCCCCCUCAUCCUGCCCGGGGGUCCCCAAGGCUCCGUCCCUGCUCCCUAUGGGGGCACCUGCCAGCUGUGGCUGCCACAUCUGGAUUCUCACAUCAGCAUGGAGUUCAGCACAAGGACAAGAAGCUCAAUGCAAGUGAACAACAGGGAGGUGAAGGAGUUGGAGUGUUGGGUUGGGUUUGGGUCCCCGCUGUACAAAAAGGAUGCGGAUGGGCUGGGGAAGAUGAUCCCGGGGCUCGGAAAGGCUGGGAGAGGAGAAAUGACCGUGUCGUUGUGUUUCAAAGGUGGCUACAAACAAAACUGAUCGCUCCCCCUUUCACGAGGAAUCCCAGUGGAAAGGUGAGGUCCCCGGGAGAUUCCAACUGGACACAAGAAGGAAACUUCUCAGAUGGGCAAAGCCCCUGGAAUCAUCUCCCCGGGGAAGCGGUGGAUUCCCCAGCACUGCGCAGUUUUAAGUUUAAGCUGGACAAGCUGCUGGGCCAGCUCACCUAGGCCGGGCUUUUGCCAAGACAGGCUGAACUAGGUGGUCCUUGGUGUCCCUUAAACCCGCUCCUCUGCCAUUUGCCAUCUCCUGCUCCUCGCCAGGCGUGGCCGCGGUGUCACAACUGUCCCCAACUGCCGGAAGCGACCGGGGACAGGAUCCAGCUCUCCCACCCUUUCCCUGGGUGUUCCCACCAAACAGCAGGGUCCCCUGCAUCGCUGCCCAACCCGGGGGUCCCCAAGCCUCGCCAGGGGCACAGGCACCGGUGUUGGCACCGGUGUUGGCACCGGGGGGCUCUGGCGUCGGCAUCCCCGGCCAUGGAGCAUCGCGGGGCCGUGCCGCGCUCCCGGCUGGCAUCGCCGCGCUGAGCAAACAGGAAACACUCGCCCUUUGUUAGUCCCGUCCCAGGCUGUGCGCUAAAUGUUUAUCUGCGAGGAGGAGGCCGGUGCUGGGAGGCAGGGCCGGCACUGGGGCUGCUGGCCCGGCAAGGGGACAGCGCAUGGGGACACGGAGAGCCCCGGGCUCACGUGGGAGCGCGUGGGACAGAGGAAGGGCCGUUUCGGGGCUGUCAGCAGUUUUGGGGAGCGGCGAGAAGGAAGCGGUGGCAGCCGGGACACGGGCGCUGCUGAGGGGGGUUUGAGGGGCUGCAGGAGCGCGGAGCUCCAACUUCCACCGGGUGCUUCCCCAAAAGCCCCCCCGGCUCCAUCCCAGCAGGGGUUGGCGGCACCGGGCUCAUCCCGUUUCGGCACGGGCAGCCCCGGGGCAGCAUCCCAGCACCCCGUGGCCAUGGCGGGCCGGCUUCUGCCCCCCGACACCAGCCAGGACGUCCCCCCCUUCCACCCAUCACCCUGGGUGCCCCUGCAGCACACAGCGACGCGGGUGCCCGUCAUCCGCCACCGCGGCUCCAACACGCUGAAUUUUGACUUCCACAACACAGAGACCUGUGGAACAGCUGAGAGUGGCCAAGUGGCCCCCAGGAGCUCAGCAAACGAGUGGUACCAGACCUGGCCGGCCAAGGAGGCAAAGACACCGAGCGCCCCAGUGUCCCUCAGCCCCAUGCCCGGCCCUGGGGCCACCCCUGCUUGUCCCCGGCCACCGGGCUGGUCGGCCACCUGGACCAAGGACAGCAAGCGGCGGGAGAGGCGCUGGGUGAAGUACGACGGCAUCGGGCCGGUGGACGAGACGGGGAUGCCCAUCGCCUCACGCUCGAGCGUUGACCGUCCCCGCGACUGGUACCGCAGCAUGUUCCGGCAGAUCCACCGCAAGCUACCGGAGCCAGACUGGGAUGCCCAUCACUGCCCCACAGGGAAACUUGACCCCUCGCCCACCGCAGUGCCUCCGUCUCCCCCAAAGCCACAGAGGAAAGGGGCGCUCACCAAGCCCCCCAGCAUGCCCAAUGGGCUGGACUGGACCAGCUGGGGUGACACCGGUGCCAUCACGGAGCCCGGCAGCAUUUUUGACUACGAACCAGGGAAAUCCUCGGCGCAGGAGCAGCCGCGGCAGCCCCCAACAGCAGUGCCGCCAGCACGGGCUCAGCCCAUCGAGGUGCUGCUGGAGCAGGAGCUGGAGCAGCUCAGCGAAGAGCUGGACAAGGACAUGAAGGCCAUGGAGACGCGCCGGCAUCCCUGCAAGAGCUCGGCGGCUGCUCCCACCGCUCGCUCCCCUGCUCCGGCCUCCCCGGCGGCUCGGACGCCUCCGUCACCCCCCCGGCUGCAGAGCCCCCCCAGCACCCACCGCCCACCCGCCAGCCCCAGCAUGGAGCGGGGGGCGCUGGGGCUGGCCAGCGACCGGAGCCGGGUGGCCCCUGGCAGAGACACCCUCAGGCCAGGGACCCUCCCCAGCCUGUCCGACAUAGGGGACCCUGCGGAGGCCGUCAGGAGGGAGGAGAAGAAGAUGAAAGCCGCCCGCCUCAAGUUUGACUUCCAAGCCGAGUCACCCAAGGAGCUGACACUGCAGAAGGGGGACAUCGUCUACAUCCACAAGGAGGUGGACAGGAACUGGCUGGAGGGCGAGCACCACGGCCGCGUGGGCAUCUUCCCCUCCAACUACGUGGAGAUCCUACCCCCCACGGAGGUGCCCAAGCCCAUCAAGGCACCCACCAUCCAGGUGCUGGAGUACGGAGAGGCCCUGGCGCUCUAUAACUUUCGCGGGGAGCUGCCCGUCGAGCUCUCCUUCCGCAAGGGCGAGCGGGUCUGCCUGGUGCGGCGGGUGGAUGAGAACUGGUACGAGGGGCGCAUCUCCGGCACCAGCCGGCAGGGCAUCUUCCCCGCCACCUACGUGCAGGUGCUGAAGGAGCCACGGGUCAAAGCCACCACCGAGGACUUCCCCCCGUCACCUGCCUCCUCCAGCCCCCGCUUUCCGGCUGGGUCCCCGUCCCUGCAGCGCUCAGCAGCUCCCCGGGGUCCCCCGCUUUCCACCAGCUCCCCGCGGGCAGCGGAGCGGGGUGCCGGUGAUGCCGUCCCAUCCUCACCCCGCCAGCUCGGCUUCGCCUUCCCCGCAUCCCCGAAGCUGCCCAAUGCUGGCACCCCAAACCCCUCACCAGCCCCCCCACACCCCGUGGCCACACAUCCCCAGGAGUCCUGGCGCCCAGAGCAGAGCGCAGCCCCCGGGGCACCCAGCAGCGUCCGUCCCGAGCCCGCCUCAUCCUACAAUGGCUCCGAAAUCCAGUGGACCCCGUACCGGGCGCUCUACCAGUACCGGCCCCAAAACGCCGACGAGCUGGAGCUGCUGGAGGGGGACCGGGUGGAUGUCAUGCAGCAGUGUGACGACGGCUGGUUCGUAGGCGUGUCCAGGAGGACGCAGAAAUUCGGCACUUUCCCCGGCAAUUAUGUGGCACCGGUGUGACCAAGAAGAGGAGCCUGGUGGGAAGCUCGGGGCUGGGGGCUCUCCGAUGUCCCACCUCGGUCCCCUGCGUCCCCGCUGCGUCCCCUCCAUGUCUCCCCAUGGGGACAAAGUGCCUCCAGCUCCCUCCUGCCCCUAUGGGGCUGCCUCUAACAGGGACCAAACCCCCUAAGCGGGGGUGUCCCCCACCCCAGUGCCUUAAUCUGACCACUCCUCACCCCUCCCCAGUGCCUUAUCACCCCUGUCCCAGUGGCUGUACCUCUCUGGCUGGUGCUGGGGGAAUCUGUGACGGCUGUGACCCGAGAUACUGGCCUGGGACCGCGCCAUGUGCCCACGAGUCGCGUUUGCUGCUUGUCCGUCAUUAAAGCUCAGCUCAGCCCGC
Messenger RNA from Columba livia (rock pigeon), 3764 nucleotides. RefSeq names its product sorbin and SH3 domain containing 3 (gene SORBS3). The transcript is spliced from 21 exons. The record is from RefSeq and is a predicted model, not a curated record. Bases 962 to 3385 code for a protein of 807 amino acids. Lineage: Eukaryota; Metazoa; Chordata; Aves; Columbiformes; Columbidae. Gene Ontology annotation, molecular function: protein binding.